Messenger RNA from Pediculus humanus corporis (human body louse), 414 nucleotides. RefSeq lists its product as uncharacterized. Gene Ontology annotation, molecular function: odorant binding. Lineage: Eukaryota; Metazoa; Arthropoda; Insecta; Psocodea; Pediculidae. The record is from RefSeq and is a predicted model, not a curated record. Bases 1 to 414 code for a protein of 137 amino acids. The transcript is spliced from 2 exons.
AUGUAUGGAGAACAAAAUUCCAGGGAUUCAUAUUCUUCCAGCGGUUAUUUUUAUAAGAAUAAAAAAAAAAAUUCCAGUAGUGGUAAUAGUGGUGGUACUCUAUUUUUCGAUGAUAAUAGUAAUAAUAAUAAUGAUUCUCCAUUGAUCAAUAUAGAACCGGUGAAUAAAGAUGGAAAACCAAACAAGGAAUUAAUAAUAUUAAAAAUGACGGAAAAACUUAAAAAUCCAGAAUUGAAAAAUUUCAUACAAGAAUCCGUCGAAGAAUGUUUUCAAAUAUUAAAUGAUAACAAUAACAAUGAGAGAAAUGAUAAUAAUAAUAAUAAUACAAACAAGGUUUGCAAAUGGGCUAAGAAUUUUGCCAUGUGUAUGGAAAUCAAAGGAAAAGACGUGAGUUUUAUUUUUCCUAUUGAAUGA